Andrographis paniculata is the source of this 5649-nucleotide messenger RNA. RefSeq lists its product as uncharacterized. Lineage: Eukaryota; Viridiplantae; Streptophyta; Magnoliopsida; Lamiales; Acanthaceae. Gene Ontology annotation, biological process: recognition of pollen; protein phosphorylation. The transcript has 13 exons. The coding region runs from base 394 to 5475 and encodes 1693 amino acids. The record is from RefSeq and is a predicted model, not a curated record. Gene Ontology annotation, molecular function: ATP binding; protein serine/threonine kinase activity.
CGAUGAAUUAAUGGCGGAAGCAGGAGUUCCUUCCUGGAAGGUGCGGGGAAACGUGGGCGAUCGAUCAACAUCAACUGCGGCAGGCAUCGCAUCUCAUCUCAUCUCAUCUCAUCGUGCUCAGCAUCACUUGCUUUUUUAAUCUAUCUUAUUGAGGGCUGUCUACUUGAUAAUAUUUUUGCCCGAAACGCCCGUGUGGACAUGAAGACGUUUCAAAUUUGAGGGCUUCUUAUUCAACGGAAAAAAAAAAAACAAACCAAAUAGUCAGAUUCUACAAAGUCAACGACAGAGAAAGGUCGGAAGCCAUUGAUAGAUGUUGAAGGAAGAAGAUCUUCGCAAUGGAAGAAAUCAAAAGGAUUCUGAGACUGUAAGAGAACGAACGAGCUUGAUGUUUGGAUGGGUUUCAGGUACACAAUGGAUUUACAUUUACAUUUACAUUUACAUUCACAUUUAUUACUUAAGCUCUUCCUCCUCGGAUGGAUCAAAUUCGCCAUUGUCAUUGCCACUGAUACCUUAAGCUUCAACCAAUCCAUCCGUGGCACCCAAGUUCUGAUUUCCAGUGGUCGAAAUUUCAAAUUCGGGUUUUUCAAUCCAUCAAACACCACUCGCUAUUACGUGGGGGUGAUGUACAAUGUCCCUGUUCAAACUGCUGUAUGGGUAGCUAAUAGAGACAGGCCACUGAAUAAUUCUGAUGGAACAGUGGAGCUGUCGGAAGAUGGAAAGCUUUUGGUGUUGGAUGGGCAGAAUCAGAUAAUCUGGUCGUCGAAUUCGACAGGUCCUGUAGGAAAUUACAGUGCUACUCUCCUGGAAACAGGCAAUUUGGUGCUUCAAGAUUUCUCCCGAUCAGGCACCACUGUUUGGGAAAGUUUCGAACACGCUUCGGAUUCUUUCCUGGCGAGGAUGAGAAUGACGACUGAUUUACGGACAAAUCAAAAGAACACAUUGACAUCAUGGGCAAGUCCUGAUAAUCCAUCACUUGGUAGUUACACAGCUUCAAUCGAACCUCAUCGAAUUCCGCAGGUUGUAGUUAGGAAUGGCGUUGAUCCUUAUUGGCGCAGCGGUCCUUGGAACGGUCAGAUUUUUAUUGGAAUUCACAGAAUGGAAGUUUACUUCUAUCAAAAUGGAUUUGAUCUUGUUAGUAAUGAUCCUGAUGUUGCUUAUCUAACGGUCACCUGGUCGAAUUCAUCGUUUUUGUCGUAUUUCAUCUUGGACAGCUCGGGGAUCAUACAGCAGAAGUGGUGGUCGGAUGAGACACGUGCCUGGCAAGUGAUAUGGUUGUCGAUCGAAAGCGAAUGUGACGUGUAUGGAAAGUGUGGACCUUUCGGGUUCUGCGAUCGCAGCGCAACGCCAAUAUGCAGUUGUUUGCCGGGGUUCGCGCCAAAAAACGUAAAAGAAUGGAAUGCAGGGAAUUGGACGAGCGGCUGCGCGCGAAGGGCGGAGCUUCAAUGUGCGAAGAACAAUUCCGAUGGGAAGAAAGACGGAUUUUUGAGGCUGAAAGGAGUUAAAUUGCCGGAUAACAUUAGUUGGAUUCUGUCUUUAGAAGAACUCUGCGGCGACGCGUGUUUGAGUAAUUGUUCGUGUAUAGCUUACGCUUACAAUGACGGCAUUGGGUGCAUGCAGUGGAUUGGAAGCCUAAUCGAUGUGCAGAAGUUUUCAGGAGGUAGAACGGAUUUGUACAUUCGAUUGGCGCAUUCGGAGUUGGGUAACAAGAGUGACCGGAGGGCAGUGAUUGCAGUGGCGGCAGUGUCGGGGUUUAUAGUCGCCGUUGUCUGCGCAUGGUUGUUGUUGAAGAAGUAUAAAGCGAGACGUAAAAGGCGACACCAGCCGUUGUCGAUCCUCAGGGAUGUUGAUCCGGCGCAUUCGGGAGAAAGUGUGCUCAAAGAUAAUGUGGAUGGAGUUCGAUUGGAAGAGUUUCCGUUCUUCGAAUUUCAGAUUCUCUUAAACGCAACGAGCAACUUCGAUCCCAUCUGCAAGCUCGGGCAGGGUGGCUUCGGUCCAGUUUACAAAGGAAAGUUAUUAACAGGGCAAGAAAUUGCUGUGAAACGGCUGGCAAGAUCGUCGAAUCAGGGGCUGGAGGAGUUCAAAAACGAGGUCGAGUUGAUCUCUAAGCUCCAGCACCGCAAUCUUGUUAGCCUGCUCGGUUGCUGCAUUGAGCACGAAGAAAAAAUGCUAGUUUACGAAUACAUGCCUAAUGGAAGCUUGGACGCGUAUCUUUUUGAUUCACACAAACAAGAGAUUCUUGACUGGAACCGGCGCAUGCUGAUCAUCGAGGGGAUUUCUCGAGGAUUGCUAUACCUUCAUCGCGACUCGAGGUUAAGAAUUAUUCACCGGGAUCUAAAGGCGAGUAAUAUUCUGUUGGACGACAAGUUGAAUCCCAAAAUAUCGGAUUUCGGCAUGGCUAGGAUAUUCGGAGGAAAUGAUGAUCAAGCUAAUACAAACAGAGUUGUGGGAACACUCGGCUAUAUGGCCCCCGAAUACGCAUUGGAAGGGCGAUUCUCAGAGAAAUCCGACGUCUUUAGCUUCGGCAUUCUGCUGCUUGAAAUCGUCAGCGGAAGAAGGAACACGAGCUUUUACGACAACAAAGAAGCUCAAAGCCUUGUUGCAUAUGCAUGGAAGCUAUGGAUUGAAGAAAAGAUGCUGGAUUUGAUCGAUCCUUCCGUAUUCGAUUCGGAUAUGGUACCGGAUAUUGUAAGAUGCGCGCACGUCGGGCUGUUGUGUGUUCAAGAAACUGCGCACGAUCGGCCGAGCAUUUCGACGGUGGUGUCGAUGCUUAGCAGCGAAAUCUCGGAGCUUCCGAAUCCGAUGAAGCCGGCGUUCAUCGUGUAUCGCCGCCGGAGUUGCUCCGGAGCUGAGAGCUCUGAAAGAAGCACUGCAGGUAUGUUGUCUGUGAACGAUAUGACAGUGACGAUCGUUGAAGGCCGGUAUUUCCAUCCGCAAAGGUUGAAAGUCCUUGAUAGAGCACACAAGGUUUUCGCGUUAGAAUCAGAGCUCAGAAGAAAGAAUUUCAUGGGUUUCAGGUGCAAAAUAGAUUUUAUAAUUUCAAUUCUUCAGGUGCUUUUGUUUGUAUGGAUUAAAUUUGCGUUUGCCGUUGAUACCUUAAGCUUCAAUCAGUCUAUCCAUGGCUCCCAAUUUCUGAUUUCCGAUGGGCAAACUUUCAAAUUCGGGUUUUUCAAUCCAUCGAACACCAGUCGCUAUUACGCGGGUGUGAUGUACAAUCUCCCUGUUCAAACUGUUGUAUGGGUAGCUAAUCGAGACAGGCCCCUGAAUGAUUCUGCUGGAACAGUCGAGGUGUCGGAAAAUGGAAAGCUUGUGGUGUUCGAUGGGCAGAAGCAGAUUGUCUGGUCGUCGAAUUUCACAGGCCCUGUCGGAAAUUACAGUGCUACGCUCUUGAAAACCGGCAAUUUGGUGCUGCGAGAUUUAUCCAGAGGCACAACUGUUUGGGAAAGUUUUCAACAUGCUACAGAUUCGUUAUUGCCAGGGAUGAAACUGACGACUGAUUUUCGGAUGAAUGAGAAGAACAUACUGACAUCAUGGACAAGUCCUUCUGAUCCAUCUAUUGGAAGUUACACAGCUUUCGUCGAUCCCCUAGAGAUCCCACAGGUUGUAAUUCGAAGAGGUUCUGAUAUCCACUGGCGUAGUGGUCCAUGGAAUGGCCAUUUUUUCAUUGGUGUACCGAGGAUUAGUAGAUUUGUAUACCAAAAUGAAUUCGAUCUUGUUCAUGAUGAUCCUGCAUCUGCAUAUCUGAUCAUCGCCUCUACCGUUGAAAACAUCUUGUUAUUUUCCUUCGACAGCUCCGGAAUUUUACAGCGGAAGACAUGGUCGGAUGAGGAAGGUGAUUGGGAAGUACACUGGUCGUCGAUAGAAACUGAGUGUGAUCCUUAUGGAAAGUGUGGUCCUUUUGGGAUCUGCAAUCCACAAUCUUCUCCAAUAUGCAGUUGCUUGCCAGGCUAUGUGCCGAGGAGAAUUAAUGAGUGGAAUGCCGCGAAUUGGACGAGUGGCUGCACGAGAAGGACCCUUUUACAGUGUGAGAAGAACAGCUCGGCUAGUGAAGCUGGAAAGAAAGAUGGAUUUGUAAGAGUGAAAGCAGUGAAAGUACCCGAUAAUGUUACUUCGGUUCCUCUGACAGAAGCAUUCUGUGGUAGUGAGUGUUUUGAUAAUUGUUCUUGCAUAGCUUAUGCCUACAAUGAUGGCGUUGGGUGUAUGUUUUGGUUCGAAAGCCUGAUUGAUGUGCAGCAGUUCUCCACGGGGGGUGUAGACUUAUACAUUCGCUUGGCGCAUUCCGAGCUUGGUAAGAAGAAAGACUCGACUGCAGUUGUUGCGGCCGUGACAGUCUUGGGGUUUAUAGUCGUCGCUAGUGUCUGUGUGUUCUUGCUGUUGAAGAAGUACAAAGGGAGCAGAGAAAGAGACGCAGAGUUUUCACCGGCGAGUGUGCUCAAAGAUAAUGUGGAAGGAGUUCAAUUUGAAGACUAUCCGUUCUUCGACUUUCAGAUUCUGUUAAAUGCUACAAGAAACUUUGAUCCCAUCUACAAGCUCGGAGAGGGUGGCUUCGGUCCAGUUUACAGAGGAAAAUUAUCAAAUGGCAAAGAAAUUGCCGUGAAACGGCUGGCGCAAUCAUCGAAUCAGGGGCUGGAGGAGUUCAAAAACGAGGUCGAGUUGAUCUCUAAGCUCCAGCACCGUAAUCUGGUUAGCCUGCUCGGUUGCUGCAUUGAGCGCGAAGAAAAAAUGCUAGUUUACGAAUACAUGCCUAAUGGAAGCUUGGACGCGUAUCUUUUUGAUUCACACAAACAAGAGCUUCUUGACUGGAACCAGCGGAUGGUGAUCAUCGAGGGGAUUUCUCGAGGAUUGCUAUACCUUCAUCGCGACUCGAGGUUAAAAAUUAUUCACCGGGAUCUAAAGGCUAGCAAUAUUCUGUUGGACGACAAGUUGAAUCCCAAAAUAUCGGAUUUCGGAAUGGCUAGGAUUUUUGGAGGAAAUGAAAAUCAAGCUAAUACAAACAGAGUUGUGGGAACACUCGGCUACAUGGCUCCCGAAUACGCAUUGCAAGGGCGAUUCUCGGAGAAAUCGGAUGUCUUCAGCUUCGGCAUUCUGCUGCUUGAAAUCGUCAGCGGAAGAAGGAGCACCAGCUUUUUCGACAACAAAGAAGCUCAAAGCCUUGUUGAAUAUGCAUGGAAGCUAUGGAUUGAAGAAAAGAUCCUGGAUUUGAUCGAUCCUUCCAUAUACGAUUCGGAUAUGGUAACGGAGAUUGUAAGAUGCGCGCACGUCGGGCUGUUGUGUGUUCAAGAAAGUGCACAUGAUCGGCCGAGCAUUUCGACGGUGGUGUCGAUGCUUAGCAGCGAAAUCUCGGAGCUUCCGAAUCCGAUGAAGCCGGCGUUCAUCGUUAACCGGUGGAGUUCUUCCGGAGCUGAGAGCUCUGAAAGAAGCACUGCGGGUAUGUUGUCUGUUAACGAUAUUUCAGUGACAAUCGUUGAAGGCCGGUAAGUUAAAUACUACUUGACGAUGUACGGAUAUUAUAUAGAUAUUUGAUUGAGUAAUGAAUUGUAAAUUCUAUUAGUUUGGAGGAAUUAUGAGUAGAAAAAGAUGGCUUAUUUUUACUAUUUGGACUAUGCGUUUUUUCAAAAAAAUACAUUUUUUUCUCAAACAAAAUUAUCUCAU